GUCGCCAGGUAGUGAGCGGACAGGUGAGGUGCGCACUGGAGCCUCGACGCCGCCACCACCACGCACUCGCCUCCCUCCUUGUCUCCCUCGCUCGCCACGUGUUGCCUCCCUCAUACUCACACAUUGCUGCGCCUCCCUCGCUCCUCACUCAUACUGAUCCCAACAAGCUGAUGAGUCCUGUCAGUGUGCCAGUGAGAUGACAUCAACACGUGACGUCAGGCCAGUGUCCGCCACCCCUCCAGUGCCAUCGCCUCGCUCGUUCUAGUGACGCUGGUUACGCCGCAACUCACCGCUCCUCGCCAGCAGACACAAGACGCCGCUGGGAGGGAUGAAGUACUUGAACACUUCUUCACCGCAGUGUUUAUAGUUUACUCCGCCCCCUAAAAAAGGAAGUUUGGCCGCUCUUUGUCGCACCUGCCGCCUACACUUCAAACCUGGUGACCAGGAGGGCCUGCAGCCUCGCCGCCGCCUAGUGCCUAGAUUGUUGUUAAAACGCCAUCAUGCAGUCAACUCCAGUAGGAGGAUUCAGCAUGUUCCCGCGGGCGUCGCUGGCCGUGGGUGCCCCCUCCCUCCUCACCUACCAGAUGCUAGCUUCCCAGCCCCCAGGAGACACGCCUCCUCAGUACCCUCUCCUCCACUCCCCGUUCUUCCUCCCAAUCCAUCACAACCGCAGCCCUCUGUACUCCGCGCACUCUCCGGUGGAAGGAGAGGCCUUUGACAGGUCCCAACAAACUGCACACAGCCCACCGGGUGCGGAGGAAGCCGAGAACGGCACUGCGAGGAGCUCCCCCUCCUCGCCGCCCACACACACCUCCCUCAGGCUUACUGCUGUUAUCGAUGCGCAUUCCACGACACAGUGUAGCAACCUUGCCAGGAGCCCUGUGGAGGAGGACGGCAGCAGGAAGGAGGCGCCCCUCGACCUCACCACCAAGAGGCGACCACAGAGCAGGGACUCUGUCACGCCUACGGUAGGGACUUCAGGGGAAAGUGCGGACUUCCCCGUUGACACAGAGAAAACUUCAACAGAUAAGCAGGAAGAUACCAAACCUGACGAGGCGCAGAAGGUGCGGCCGCGUCAGACUCAUCCAUUCCUAAGAAUAAGUGAACUACUCAAGGACUCUCCUUCGAGCGCUCCCACGCCGCCACCCCCAACGUCCUCCACUGAAAUCCCCACCAAGCUGCCUCUCGUCCACCCGCGCCCCCUCCACCCAGCCUCCCUCCUGGACAUGUACCGUAGCUUUGACCUGCCAGUGUUCCCCGGAUGGGGUGGUGCCCCUCCGCCACGGCACCCACUCUUCCCCUCUCUCCCUCGGGCCUCUCUUCCCGCUCUGGGCGUCCCUCCAGCACGUCCUCUCGGAUUAGACUUCUUCAAGAGUCAUAUGCCUGGUGCGGCGCGGCCUUACACAGACCUCGGUCGACCUUACAAUGAUCUCCUGAGUCCACACCUCGUGCGCAGCUCAAAAGACAGGUACUCGUGUAAGUUCUGCGGGAAGGUAUUCCCGCGCUCCGCCAACCUGACGCGCCACCUGCGCACCCACACGGGCGAGCAGCCCUACAAGUGCAAGUACUGUGAGCGCUCGUUCAGCAUCUCGUCCAACCUGCAGCGCCACGUGCGGAACAUCCACAACAAGGAGAAGCCCUUCAAGUGUCCGCUGUGUGACCGCUGCUUCGGCCAGCAGACAAACCUGGACCGACACCUCAAGAAGCAUGAGCUGGAGGGACCCAACCCGCCGGACUCGCCGGAGGCGCCAGACUCCAGCAGCGCCGCCGUCACGAAUGAUAAGAGUGAUGAAACGGCGGGAGAUGACGUUCUGACGGAAGUGUCCAGUGAUGCUGAGACGAGCGGCACUGAGGGGCGGGCUGGCACCCCCGGCAUGGUGGACAGCGAGGGUAGCGCUGCGGUCCAUCCUCUGCCAUCGCCCUCAGGCCACGAGCCUCCACACAAGCGCCUCAGGCUGGAGUAGCGGCGAUCAUCGGCGGUGGUGGGUCGUGAAGGGACAGCCUGCCGCGCCGCCUCAACACGCCGGGGCUCAUCAUGUGAAAAAGACCUCACUCUAGUCAGCAAGAUUACCUCACCAAAGACCUGCUCGACACAGUUCCCUCCAGCCGCCACCUGACGGCUGUUUCAUCCUGCCUCCCCGUCCAUUGACAGACUGUAUAUGCAUUUUCCUAGGAAGACCCGUGCAGGGAAACUCAGAAGUCAGAUAAUAUUUUCGUACAUGUUUGUAUAUGUCCGCCAGCCGCCAAGGGCACACCGCACGGCAGUCUGUCAGGCAGCCAGUCGGGUGGCUACGCGUGCUUAAGUUCCUGAAGUGAAUAUCACUUUAUACGCAUAUACAAAGUUCAUUGUAUGAAUAAGAUUGUUUAUACGAUGUCUCAGAAAUAAAUUAUAAAUAUUUUG
Scylla paramamosain (green mud crab) is the source of this 2401-nucleotide messenger RNA. RefSeq names its product MDS1 and EVI1 complex locus protein EVI1-A-like. Lineage: Eukaryota; Metazoa; Arthropoda; Malacostraca; Decapoda; Portunidae. The coding region runs from base 501 to 1964 and encodes 487 amino acids. The transcript is spliced from 2 exons. The record is from RefSeq and is a predicted model, not a curated record.